CAUUUCCUCCAAUGGCGGAGAGGCAGGGGCAGGCUCCGUGGAGGAGGAAGCAUGGCGUGGAGACAGCUGAAAAAGCGGGCCCUGGACGCUGCCAUCAUCCUGGGGGGUGGCGGACUGCUCUUCACCGCCUACCUGACAGCUACAGGGGACGAACGUUUCUACACAGAACACCUGAUGCCGGCUCUGCAGGGGCUGCUGGACCCGGAGUCAGCCCACAGGCUGGCCAUUCGCUUCACCUCCCUGGGGCUCCUUCCUCGAGCUAAGUACCAGGACUCUGAAAUGCUGGAAGUGAGAGUCCUCGGCCACAAGUUCCGGAACCCAGUGGGCGUUGCUGCGGGAUUUGACAAGCACGGGGAAGCCGUGGACGGCCUCUACAAGAUGGGCUUCGGUUUUGUCGAGGUAGGAAGUGUGACUCCACAGCCUCAGGAAGGGAACCCGAGACCCCGAGUCUUCCGCCUCCCCGAAGACCACGCUGUCAUCAACAGGUACGGAUUUAACAGUCACGGGCUCUCGGUGGUGGAGCACAGGUUACGGGCCCGGCAGCAGGUGCAGGCCAAGCUCACAGAAGAUGGGCUGCCACUGGGCAUAAACCUGGGGAAGAACAAGGCUUCGGCGGAUGCUGCCGCAGACUACACCGAGGGGGUUCGCGUCCUGGGCCCCUUGGCCGACUACCUGGUGGUGAACGUGUCCAGUCCCAACACGGCCGGGCUGCGGAGCCUUCAGGGAAAGGCUGAGCUGCGCUGUCUGCUGACCAAGGUGCUGCAGGAGAGGGAUGCCCUGAAGGGGGCGCACAAGCCAGCAGUGCUGGUGAAGAUCGCCCCCGACCUCACGGCCCAGGAUAAGGAGGAUAUCGCCAGCGUGGUGAGAGAGUUGGGCAUUGAUGGACUGAUCAUCACGAACACCACAGUGAGUCGCCCUGCCAGCCUGCAGGGGGCCCUGCGCUCCGAAGCCGGAGGGCUCAGCGGGAAGCCCCUACGGGAUUUAUCAACGCAAACCAUUCGGGAGAUGUACGCACUCACCCAAGGCAAGAUUCCCAUCAUCGGAGUUGGUGGAGUCAGCAGCGGGCAGGACGCGCUGGAGAAGAUCCAGGCCGGGGCCUCCCUGGUGCAGCUGUACACGGCCCUCACCUACUGCGGGCCACCCGUGGUGGGCAAGGUCAAGCGCGAGCUGGAGGCCCUUUUGAAAGAGCAGGGUUUCAGCAGAGUCACAGACGCCAUUGGAGCGGAUCAUCGGAGGUGAGGAUGUUGGCCGAUGAACUUGGUCUGGAACCUUCCUGUGAACUCGGGCGAGCCUCUGUGGCCGGACCGUGAGAGCAUGGACUGUCUAGUCGUGUCUGUCAAAGCCGAUCACUGAGGUCACCAGGAUGAGCAGAAGGUGUUCUCCAGGGGCUUGGUCGGAGCGGAAACUGCAGUCAUUGGUCCUUCUAGACUCAAAUCCUGAGAUCCGUCAUGGCAAGGACACUGGAUUUUUGGAGAGAAAAAUCAUGGAAAAAAUACAGCCAUUAAAACCUGAAUUUAAACCCACAGGCCACACCAUGCAGGCCUUUCUAGGCCUCUGUUGGCUGGUCUGCAGUGGACUUACUAGGAACUUGCCUGUCUUCCAUUCUUUAUUUUUAUUUGUGUGUUUAUUUUGAAAACACUCCAAGCAUAGGCAAACUUACUUGCAUAAACACUUCACUUUGAUUUACCAGCUGCUAACAUUUUCACACUUGCUUUAUUUCUAGAACAUAUAGAUAAGACGUACACAGUAUUCCUGCGUUUAUUAUCGCUGGAGCACCGGGGGUCAGUUGCAGCUAUCGUGACCUUGAAUACGUACGUGCUCCGGUGUGUGUCUCCUAAGCACACUGAUGUUAAUUUGGAAAUGUAUUGGAGAGGCACACACAGCAGGUAGACAGAGAUCUCUUAUCCACUAGCUCACCCUUUGGCAGUGGCCAAGGCUAAAUACAGUUGGGCACUGGGAACUCAGUCUGAGUCUCCCAUGUGGAUGACACAGACCCAAAUACUUGGGCCAUGACCUGCUGCCUUCCAGGGUGCUGGAAUGGGAAGUGGAGCCAAGACUUGAACCCAGGUACUCAGAUAUGGGAUGCAGGUGUCCUGGUGCUUUUUUUUUUUUUUUUUAAGACAUUUAUUUAUUUGAAAGAGUUACAGAAUGAGAGGGAAAGACAGAGAUCUUCCAGUUCUGCUGGCAGUGCUGGGCCAGGCUGAAGCCAGGAACUUCAUUCAGGUCUCCCAUGUUGGUGACAGGGACCCAAACACUUGGACCAUCUUCCACUGCUUUUCCCAAGCAUAUUAGUAGGGAGCUGGAUCAGAAGUGGAGCAGCCAGGACUCUAACUGGAGCCCAAAUGGGAUGCUGGCACUGCAGGUGACAGUUUUACCUGCUACAGCACAGCACCAGCCCCCAAGAUGGUUUUUUAACUGUUGCAGCAGCUGCCUGCCUAUGUACAACACGUUGAUCUUGCACACACAUAUGCUCUUAGACAUGUACUUAUAUUUUGUGUACCCCUAUCUAUCCAUGGGAAACAUACCAUUUUCAGUUUAUAGUUAUUUCACAUUCAUGUUUUACAGUUUCAUGUGCAUGAUAUCAUACACAAAUACAUCCUGAGUCGACUGUCUUUGCUCCUCUGACUUGGGCACUGUUUGUGUUGGCUCCUAUUGGUCCACCUCAUUCUUUUUCGUGGGAUGUGUUUAGCCAGUCCUCCACUGGGGAUCACCUAGAUGACUUCUAGUUUUCCUGUCACAGC
Messenger RNA from Lepus europaeus (European hare), 2741 nucleotides. RefSeq names its product dihydroorotate dehydrogenase (quinone) (gene DHODH). The record is from RefSeq and is a predicted model, not a curated record. Gene Ontology annotation, cellular component: cytoplasm; mitochondrial inner membrane. The transcript has 9 exons. NCBI's taxonomy places the organism in Eukaryota, Metazoa, Chordata, Mammalia, Lagomorpha, Leporidae. Gene Ontology annotation, biological process: pyrimidine ribonucleotide biosynthetic process; 'de novo' pyrimidine nucleobase biosynthetic process. The coding region runs from base 52 to 1239 and encodes 395 amino acids. Gene Ontology annotation, molecular function: dihydroorotate dehydrogenase activity.